Neurospora tetraspora is the source of this 363-nucleotide messenger RNA. RefSeq lists its product as uncharacterized. NCBI's taxonomy places the organism in Eukaryota, Fungi, Ascomycota, Sordariomycetes, Sordariales, Sordariaceae. Bases 125 to 292 code for a protein of 55 amino acids. The transcript has a single exon. The record is from RefSeq and is a predicted model, not a curated record.
GAGGAGGAGGAGGAGGAGGAGGAGGAGGAUAGUGAGUUAAGCGAUUGGCAUUCUGAGGAGAAGGAUCGGUCGAGUGAUGUUGAGUGGACUGGUUGAGUAGGGUGUUGAGUAGAAUGUUGGAUGGAUGUUGGAUGGAUGUAUCACGGAUAUGAUGUUGUAUCGAGUUCUCUUUUGUUUGGGGUUAAUUGGUUCCUGUUUGUUUGGAGUUGGGUGUAUCGUAUUGGCGGUUAAAGGCGUUGGGGUUGCUUAUUUUGUCGCUUAUUUCCUUUUACUGUCGUCUCUACUGGUGUGAUGGAUAUAUCGUGUUCUCUGUGUCUGGAUGUCUGGAUAGUUUGUGAACUUGAUCUUGGAUUCUUGCUGCCU